This is a messenger RNA of Oryzias melastigma (Indian medaka), 1093 nucleotides long. It is a transcript of the gene tmem18, whose product is annotated as transmembrane protein 18. The coding region runs from base 102 to 557 and encodes 151 amino acids. NCBI's taxonomy places the organism in Eukaryota, Metazoa, Chordata, Actinopteri, Beloniformes, Adrianichthyidae. The transcript is spliced from 5 exons. The record is from RefSeq and is a predicted model, not a curated record. Gene Ontology annotation, cellular component: nuclear membrane.
GUUAGGGAAAGGGGAUCGGGGAACGACACGCCGCUUUCCUCUCAUGUUUAUAUUUCAUUAAUCGGCUGUUUUCGCAGCCCCUUUAUUACUUUACAGCCGUAAUGGAGAAUAAAGCAGAAAAUAUUAGUUCUAUUCCCAUCGACGGAUUCAGUAAUUUGAGGAUAACUUCGAUAUGGACGUUUCUACUUUCUGUGCAGUGGUCAGAGCGUUGGCUCGUUGGGCUUCUGCUGUUUCAUCUGCUGUGUUUGCUUUUGACUGUAGUGACCUGCAGGUAUUAUAAGGCUCAGAUCUGCCACUUCCUGCUUAUCGUUGGCCUUGUUUACUGUGCUGAAUAUCUGAAUGAACUAGCAGCCAUGAACUGGAGGGCCUUUUCAAAUUUCCAGUACUUUGACUCCAUGGGGAUGUUCAUUUCAUUGGUCUUUUCCAUUCCUCUUCUGUUUAAUGCCAUGAUCAUUGUGAUGGUGUGGGUGUACCGGACAUUUUCUACCAUGACUGAACUGAAAACUCUUCAGCUGAAGAGAAAGGCCCAGCGACAGAGAAGACAGAAGGAAGACUGAAUUUUAGGAUCUUUCUUCUGCUGUUUUAUGUUUUUGAAAAGGAAGAAUGCAGCUUUCUUUAUUUGGGACUUGAAAAAUUAUUUUCUGCUUUUUCACAGUUAUUGGAAAACAGUGCUGCUAUUUGGGAACGGGACCCGUUUGGAGUGAUUUUUGUGCCUUUAUUCCAAACGUAACUUGGACUGUUUUGAUUGAAAAUAGGUAUUUGUUUUAACAAUUAUUUUUCUCUUGAAACUCCAAAAUACGUACAAUCAAAACAAUUUUCUCUUGAGAGAGAAAAAAAAAGUUUUAAUUGCACAUAUUUUUAAGCUUCAAGAGUGAAUUUGUUUUGUUUUGCACAUAUUUUUGAGUUUCAAGCGCAUUUUUCUGUUUCAAGUGCAAAUUUUUUUUUUAAGCACAACAUUUUUUAAGUUUAUGAAUGGUGAGGGUUGUGCUAGGAAUAAUGGCACAAAAAUCCCUCCAUAGAGAUAGUAAAAAUGUUUACUGCUUCCAUUAUUUUCUAUUUUGUCUUAAACUUCAGAUAAAGUUUUUUUUUCCUA